GAUAGUAUCGGUAUUUUAUCCAUCCCUGGUCAUGAGUCACUUCGUUUAGAAUUAUUCAGUUUUAUUUUUAGUUUAGAAAAACGGUGCAUGCGUUCAGAAUUUAAAUAUAUUUAAGUUAUUUAUCUCAUCGAAAUAUAAACAUAAAACAUGCAGGACCCAAACGAAGACACAGAGUGGAAUGAUGUGCUGCGCGCCAAGGGAAUCAUUGGGCCCAAGGCAAAGGAGGCGGAGAUCACGGAGGAUCAGAUCCAGAAGCUUAUGGACGAUGCCAUCCAGCGGCGCACGGAUCUGCCACUAAAUGAGGGCCAGCGGGGCAAGCCGAUCGACGACAUGUCUCUGGACGAGCUCGACGAACUGGAGGACUCCGAGGACGAGGCUGUCCUGGAGCAAUAUCGCCAGCGACGCAUCGCCGAGAUGCGGGCCACCGCCGAAAAGGCGCGAUUCGGAUCGGUGCGCGAGAUCUCCGGGCAGGACUACGUCAACGAAGUCACCAAGGCCGGCGAGGGCAUCUGGGUGGUCCUCCACCUGUACGCCAACGGAGUCCCGCUCUGCGCCCUGAUCCACCACCACAUGCAGCAGCUGGCCGUCCGCUUCCCGCAGACCAAGUUCCUGCGCUCCGUCGCCACCACCUGCAUAACGAACUUCCCCGACAAGAACCUGCCCACCAUCUUCAUCUACCACGAGGGAUCGAUGCGCAAGCAGUUCAUCGGCCCGCUGGAGCUGCGCGGCGACAAGCUGACCGCCGACGAGCUGGAGUUCAUGCUGGGACAGGCGGGCGCAGUGCCCACGGAGAUCACGGAGGAUCCGCGCCCACAGAUCAGGGACAAGAUGCUGGCCGAUCUGGAGGACAAGAGUGCGGACUUCUACUGAGUAGUAGCCAAAUUAUAACCCUCAUACCACUUCCUGUGCUGUAGGGUGGGUCAAUAUAUAAGGAAUGAAUCAUGGGGGAAAAUUCCAAACUAAAUUUGGAUCUGUUGUGCUAAACGUUUUAACUUUUAAGACAAUUCAGAAACUAAAAUUGCAAACAAUUAA
Messenger RNA from Drosophila gunungcola (fruit fly), 1032 nucleotides. Its product is annotated as viral IAP-associated factor homolog. Gene Ontology annotation, biological process: protein folding. The transcript has 2 exons. The coding region runs from base 148 to 870 and encodes 240 amino acids. Gene Ontology annotation, cellular component: cytoplasm. Lineage: Eukaryota; Metazoa; Arthropoda; Insecta; Diptera; Drosophilidae. The record is from RefSeq and is a predicted model, not a curated record.